Messenger RNA from Strongylus vulgaris, 501 nucleotides. NCBI's taxonomy places the organism in Eukaryota, Metazoa, Nematoda, Chromadorea, Rhabditida, Strongylidae. The record is from the annotation of a GenBank genome assembly.
AUGCCGGCGUCUGUCCCUGCUACGCCGGCAACGCCUAAACCAGUGAAACCCAUUGUAAAACCGAGCAAAGACGCAGUAACUAAUGCCAAAAAGCAAAAUCAGGAUGGGAGUAAUCCAAGCACGUCCUCUAGCAACUGUAAGCCGUCGGUCCAUCGUCAGAAAGCGGCAUCGAUGCGCAUCGCCCAAGCUCUCGCAAUGUUCGACACAUUCGAUAGGAGCUAUCACAGCACCUACCGGCAGAACAUCUUGGAUAUCCAGCAUAGCCUUGUUGAACGUAUCGAUAGUCUGGUAAAUUCACUGGCGGCUUUGUCUCCUAAUAACGCGAGUUCAUCGAAUCUUGAUGAUUUUGCUCGACUAGAGCAGCGACGAGAAGCCAAUCGAUCGUUGAACGCACAUCUGGUUUGCUUGCAAAGUGCAUCAUGUGCUGCGAGGGAUAUCGCGGCUCAACAGGCUGCAGUCGCUUUCGAAGAGAUUCAAAAACAUCGACCGCAAGAGAUCAAA